Molecule: messenger RNA, 5075 nt
Organism: Lytechinus pictus (painted urchin)
Lineage: Eukaryota; Metazoa; Echinodermata; Echinoidea; Temnopleuroida; Toxopneustidae
Product: WD repeat-containing protein 91-like
Exons: 18
Coding region: 242-2626 (794 amino acids)
Biological process (GO): negative regulation of phosphatidylinositol 3-kinase/protein kinase B signal transduction; early endosome to late endosome transport
Cellular component (GO): extrinsic component of endosome membrane; early endosome membrane; late endosome membrane
Molecular function (GO): phosphatidylinositol 3-kinase inhibitor activity; protein binding
Source: RefSeq, a predicted model, not a curated record
GGAGCUGGAGCCGGAGCGCGAGUGUGAUGAUAAACUUUUUCGUUGAGAUGUCGAGAAUUUGAAAGCCUCAGCAGAUUUUUUUACUCUCUUCAAAGCAUGUCGAAUCUGAAAAAAGUCGGAUCGAGACUAGAUGCAGAAGAGGCCGAGGGAGAUGACUGAAAAAUAAUGAUCGAUCGUCGGGAUCCGGGAAUAACCUAUUUUUUUUCUUGGUUUAACGUUGUUAAACUUAGCUGAGUUGAACAUGUCGGAAUCUGUACAACGAAUGGACGAACUCAUCCGAGAUUAUCUCCUUUAUCGUGGUCUGACUAAUUCACUGAAAAGUUUUGACGCCGAAUUGAAGAAUGACAAAGACAAGGGUUUUCGAGCUGAUAAGAUCCUUGAGCAGCUUUUAGGUUUUAUUUCAACCUUUGACCUCUUGGGUUUGAAGAAUUACUGGGAGCAUUUGGAAAGGAGGAUCUUUUCUCAUCUGGAGUAUACCCAUGCUCACAAUGUCAACAAACUACGUAUCAGCAUUCUUAGGCUUUAUGUUGUGAAUGCCAUCCAGUCAAAUAGAACAGAGAAAGUGACAGAAUUCUUUGAGAAGUUGAUUCCUGAGAUUCAGAGCCAGACUGAGUGGAAAGAAUGGUUUGUGUUGCCGUACCUCAGGAACCCAGAGCAGAGUCCAUCAUUUUCUCUCUACUUCAGCAAGCAAUGGGAGGAGACACUAAAGAUAUCGCUUCAUAACUUCCUCAGUAUCAUCUUUCAAUCUAUGCCCCUACCCAUUCUACUUAACUUUGAUGCUGAACACCAGAAGAUUGUUGAGCUUCAGGAAGAGAAUGCUAAAUUACAGGAGCAGGUUAUUAAACUCACUGAUCAGGUAGCCAAGUAUGAGGAUCAGAUGGGCAGGCUUCAAGAACAGGUGAAACUCCUUUCUUCAAGUGAUAAAUCUGAAUCUCAAGAAGUCUCUGAUCAUUCCAGUAAUACUGGUCUUGGUGAAUCACAAGGAAGUCAGCUCAGGAGUUCUCUUAAGAGCACUUCCAAGAAGUCACCGUCCCCUAACAUUGGACGAAGGCUUCUAUCCUCCACCUCCUCAACCCCUUCAACUACGGGAUCAAAGUCUGGACCACAGGGUGUAAGGGGUGCUCUCUCCUCCCUCCUUGGACCAAAGAAGAACCAGGAUCAGUCCCAACAGGUGGCUAAGACCAAGGAAGGGAUAGGACCAAGUGGUAGCAGCGUAACAGGUGGUGGUGGUGGUGGUGUGGCUGGUAGUGGUAUGAAGAAGGUAGACUUUGCAUCAAGCUCUCCUACUCAUAAACCUACUGAGACCAACUCACAGAAUCAGAUUCGACUCCAGCAGCAGCAAACCCUUGAUAAACAGAGACACGAGCUGUUCUCAAAGUCACAACAGAGCCAAGCUCAGCCAAAGACUGCAGAGAAAACACUGUCAUCAACAAGUGGUAUAAAAGAUGUUGAAUUAUCAAGCAUUCUUUCAUUUAAAUCUGAAGCAAGUCAAAGUUCACCAUCACAUAGAUCUCAACCCCCUCCUCUCACUCAAAAACCAUCCCCAAGUUCUACAUUUUACCCAGGCGAAGAAGAAAGUCAUGGAACAUUCCUAAUACUGAGUCAAGAUGAAUACACUGAACAUCAUUCCUCUAUAACAUACAGUAGGUUCUCACCAUCAUCAACUUCAGUAGCAAGCAUGGAUAUCGAUGGAGUAGUAAAAGUAUGGAAGACGACCCCAAACCCUACCACUACAGCAACAAUAAUGUUUAAAUCACCCCUGCUUUCUCUGGAAUGGGUGCCUAAGUCAGAUAGAAUGCUACUCCUUGGUAGUUCAGUUGGAUCUGUCAAGCUGUAUGACUGUGAAGGGAAGAAACCUCUCAAAGAAGCUGACAUGGAUCCUGCAUUCCCUAGGGUUGUAUCUGUUGCCUGCAACCCCGGUGGUACAACGUUUGUCUGUUCUGCAGCAAGCCCGGUAGGAGAGUGGGGUUCUGAUCUCAGUAAACCAGGCUCCCCUCUUCAUGGUACAUGUAAGCUUACAACCUUUGACCUCAAGACACUCAAAUUACAGAAGGAACUUCCUCUAGCAAGAAGUGCUGGUUGUAUAAACUGCACAUCUUUCAAUCACAAUGGCAAUCUGUCUGUAACUGGAGCUAGCGAUGGAAUGGUACGAUUGUUUGACAUUCAGCGUCAUGAGUGUUUAUUGAGUUGGAGAGCACACCAAGGUCAGGUUUAUGCAGCUCAGUUCAGUCCUGCUGAAACAUCUGUAUACAGUAUGGGAUCAGAUGGAAAGUUUACUGAAUGGAGUAUACACAAGGUAGGUCAGAAGCUUCUUGAUAUGCCGAUUCAUGAUGGAGCUACUGGUCCGUUUGUGGUAUCAGGAUUUGGUGGGUACCGGCAGCAGCAAAACCCAAGAGGAAAACUCUUUGCUUUUGACAGCAGCGGGAACUAUGUACUAACCUGCGCUCCCCAUGGAGGGGUUAUAUACAAGCUGAACAAGGAGAAAGGCAUGUUACGGACUUUGACCAUCCUUGGACACCGAACACCUGUUGUAAGUGUUGACUGGUGUACAACACUUAACACUGGAGUAUGCUUGAGCGGAUCAAUGGAUGGAAGAGUCCAAGUGACUACUUUACUCAGUCAAUAAUCCAAUGUAUUUAACCCAUUAGCAAUUUGAAAGCCAGUUAGAAUAACAAAAUAUAGAGAUUUAGGCCUCUGUUAGACCUCAAGGGAUUACCACAUGGAGACUCCAUCUCUGCAAUUUAACCAAAUCAUCUAUGAAAGUAAAGAAAUGCUUACCAAAGAUUAAGAAAAUAUCUACACAUGGAUACUUUGUAUUCUUUUUUAAGCUCUGCUAGCAAACAUUUUAUAACUUCAUAAAAAUUAUAAUAAUAAUAAUGGUCAGUUUUUGGAUAGCGCAUAACACUUAACAAAUAAGUCUCUAUGCACUUCAGAAAAUAAAGGAGAGGAAGAGAAGAGGAAGAUAUGUGUUGGUGAGUUCACUUUGUUGAGGUUAGGUACAAUUUAAGUAUGUUUUAAGGGUUGUUUUGAAUUUGAUAACUGAAUGGAUUGUUUUCCGGGAAUUUGUUCCAUAAAAUGGGCUGCAUGAGCAAAUGAAUGUUUACCAUAUGUUUUUGUUGAUAUUGGAGUAACGAUUAAUAAAUUCUUACUUUGUGAAUGUAAACAACGUGUUGAAAAUGAAAGAGAUGUACCAAAAAUAAUCAAAAAUCAAGGUCACUCUCAUCAGACUUUGUUAAAUGCAUUGGAUUAUUGACUAAGUAAAGCAGAGGAAGGUACUCAAACUAUUGACACAUGUUGUAGCCCUCAGUCAAAGAGUGCCUUGUGAUUGGAAUCUAGAUAAUGGAUGAAUGCAUAUCACUCUGCCAUAUUCAUCACACUUACUAGAAUAGCAGAGAGAAGUACAUAUGUAUACCAAAAUGAAAAAAAAUCAUUAGAAAAGGUCCAUAUCCAUACAUUUGUUUCUGUUUGCUGGCUUUCAAACAGCUGAUACCUAUGUGUACAGGUGAAUGAUGGCUAUGAAGUCAUGGUGAUGUCAGUAUGCAUUGCAUGCAAUAUGCACAGACAUUACAGGCCUUCUCUCUUUAACAUAUCGGUCAUCAGUUAAAUUGCUUCUGUGGUAUUAGCCAGUUGAGGUUUUUAAUUCUAGAUAUAAGAGGUGUUCUGAACUAUAAUUUGAUAAAUUAUUUGAGAAUGAAAUUUAGUACAUAAUUAUGAAGGUUGAAAGAUAUAGAUUUAUAUCUGAGAUGUAGGAUUGUAGUAGCAUUAGUUCCCCCCCUGUUUCUUCUUGAUUAAUCUAUCACAGACUCAUUCAUUACAUUUACUCCAUAGUUGAAGAUGAUGAUUGUAGCUUAAAUCUUGCCAGUUCAUAUAAUUAGUUUAACAAUAAUUAGCUGAGGUCAAAUUAAAUAGAAGAAAUUUUAUGUAUUUUAUGCAAGGGACAAGCAGCAUACUUAAAGCCAUGCAAUUUCUGUCUUACAGUAUUCCAUGUUUUAUAAGUAAUAUUUCAUAUCUUGUUUAAAAUCAUUCCAGCCAAAAAAGAAUGUUUUUUAUGAAUAUGUUAUGAUGUUAAUGAUGUAAACAGUCAACACUGUUUUAACCCUUUCCACACGUACUUUGCAGAAAUGCACUCUCGGUGCUGUGCAAACUUCGCAUUUCACUCUCAAACAAACAAUGCAUUGUUUUCUUACCUGAAAACAAUUCAGCACAGAGAGGUUCAUAGCCCAGCGCACAAAGAGUUAACAAUUACCAUAAGUUUUUGCAAUAUUUGUAUCCUGCUUUAUAUUUUUUACAGGAGAUCAGGAUAUUAGUAACCUUCAUGUUUAUCAGACGAAAUCCCAAAGAAUAUGUAUAUGGGAAAUCCCACAGAAUUUAUUAUGGACAAUAUAUUUUGCCAUUAUAUUUUAGGAUUCUGUUAUACUAGACCUUUGAAAUCAGUUGAUGUAGAUGAAGGUUGAAUGAAGCCUCAUGGUAUAAGAGGUAAAGGAAGAAGGAUUUUAUUCUAGAAUAUUUCUUUUGCAGAUAAUUGCAUAAAUAACAUUUUUUUUAUUCAAGAAAUUAUGGAGUACAACAUUCCAAAUUAUUUUUCAAAGGUUACCUGUUGAAUACCUUCUUAGACAGACCAAGACCUGAAAGGACUAUGAAAUAGUAUUGAAAUGAUCGAAACAAGACAUUGAAAUUUUAUGCACAAUGUUUGAAUUUUAGGGAAUCCCUCUUGAGUAGCAUAUAUUCCUCAAAAAUAUUAAGCAGAAUGAGAGCUAUCUGGAAAUACUCAGGGUUUCAAACCAAUUUCAUAUCAUUCCAAAUUAUUACGAUUCAAAGUGAUUUCAUGACAUUGAAAAGAAAAAAAUCUUGAAAUAUUUCAAAAAACUUUAGAGAUUUAUUACUUGUAUAUAUCUAGCACUUAAUAUGUUUGUCAUUGAAAGAUUAUGAGAUAUUAAACAUUAGAUACAGAAUUGUUUUUUUUGUGUGUAAUUUGUUUUUAGAAGGAUAGAAUCCAUGCGGGCAUGUUCACUGAAUACUAUAGAUGAAGGUGAUGAUGAUGAUAAAAAUCAAAAUUACCAUUCCUAUAUCAAUCA